CCUCAAGCCUCAACGCCUGCACGCCUGCUCGCACCUGGCAAACACUCUGCUUUAUUCUUAACUCUCAAACUUGCCCUUUGUGCUUUUCUCUGGAUGCUCGACGCGCCGCCCUAGCCACCUAACUGCAUGCCUACUCCGCUGCGUCACCCGUCGCCGCCUGCUGUGCCUUGUGCCGACCUGACCGACCGCUGACGCGACGACCGAACGCAAGCUCCCAGCCAGCCAGCCCGCCCUCGCGAUAAACACGCCUGCGGAAGCUGCACACGCACACGGAGAGGCUUUCCCCCCAGCACCUGCCAUGUUUUCCGAAUAUGCCUCCAAGUUCCUGUCGCAGUCGCAGUCGCGGCUGUCGCUCGGCGGCCAGUCCGAGUCUCCAUACAACCGCAACCCGUCCGACCGACAGCGCCCAUCGUCGCGCGCAGCCCAAGCCUACCUCCAGCGCCGCAACAUGCCCAACCCAUACAACUCGCAGGCCAUGUCCCGCUUUGCUUUUGCCUCACGCACCUCCAACGCGCCCGCGCCGCUCUUCUACUCGGCCACCGACGACUUCCGCGAAGAGGACCACCAUGUCGAGCACGACCGCGAAAUGGCCGACCACUACGCUCUGCAGCGGUCACGGCGGCAGUUUGGCGCAAGCAACCUCUCAGAGUCGUCCGAGGUAGACGACGACGACCUGGCACACCGAUCAGACCACACAAUAGAAGCCAACCCAACCGAGAAUGACGCGCCCGGGUACGGCCUGGGGCGCGGGAUUAAGAGCUCCUGGCGGGGAGAUAAGCCCGCGCGCGGGAGAUCGACUACCCUGACACGGCCAGAAGACGACCAGCGCGACCAGAGCGUGCCCCUGUCCGAGUCGACGGAUGCAGGCAGCAGGGGCAGGGGCAGACUGGUCGAUGUCGAGCUGGAGUCGACGGCCCGGAGUAGUCUGGAAGAAGUGGACAGGGACGAGCUAUUACAACACAAAGACAGCGAGCCACCAUCAUAUCAGCAGUUCCGCAACAUGACAAGACCAAAACGCGGCCGUAGUCCCCUCCGAACCACCCUGCCAAUCCCUCAGGAAACUGAUGAAGACGUGCUGCUCGAAAACCCGCGCCCGAUAAGCCCUGAUCGCCAGACGGUGCCUGACGUGGUGCCUGAGAACUCCAUCGUGCCCCCACGCCAUAACUUCUUCUGGGCAGAGCUCUUCGUCAUUGUCCAGUGCGCCAUCAUCGGAGUCUACAUCAUCUCCCUGCUGCAGGAGUCACCGCCAAACAAGAAGAACCCGCUGGGUGACACAAUCUACACCGUUCUGCGUUCUUCCUUCCACCUCAUCGGUGUUUACUCGCUCGUUUCCAUCGUCGUUGGGUUACUAUGGCUAUCUCUGCUACGGUCGUUUGCCCGGCCGUUGGUCAUGCUGAUCUUGGUGGCAGUACCCGUCAUCUCCUUCUCGUUCUUCGUAUACCCGUUCGUGUCAAGCUUCAAAGGCUCCUGGCAUGGUGACAGCAUGCAAGACCGAGCAAUGCGCUGGCUCUCCAUCGGGCCACUGUGUUUCGUCGUCUUCUGGAUCUACACCACCUUCAAAUCGCGCCACUCGCUGAAGAAAGCCACCGACAUGCUUGAGUUCUCGGGCGAGAUCCUCAGAGCACAGUCGCCUCUACUCCUGGUCGGCAUCGCCACACUAGCCUGCGUGAUCCUCUGGUCCUGGAUCUGGAUACUCAUGUUCACGCGCCUCUUCCUCGGCGGCCACUUCACCAGCAACAAAUCCCGCUGGGUCGUCGACGUCAGCACAUGGUGGCUCGGCGCAGCCUUCUUCCUCGACUACUUCUGGGCGCUCGGCGUCAUCGCCGGCGUCCAGCGCGCCACCACCGCAGCCACAGUCUCACAAUGGUACUUCCACCGCAACACGACCCCCGCGCCACCAGCCUGGACCGUCGUCCACGCCUCCCUCAACCACGCAACCUACACAAUGGCAGGCACAAUCUGCAUGUCGACCCUCAUCUCGCUCGCCGUCCGCCUCCCCCUCAUCAUCCUCCCCCGCCGCAUCGCAGGCCUAGUCAGCAUGUGCGCUUACUCCCUCGUCCCCACCCCAAUCGCCGCUCUCACAAACCCCCUCACCCUAACUUUCGCCUCCAUCCACGGCGUGCCCCUCAACCAAGCUGCCCGCGGCCUCGCUCAAAUGAACUUCAUCUCCGCCGCCUCCCCCACUACUACCCUCGGCCCCAACGCCUUCGCAAACAACGCAAAACCCUCCAUCGUCUCGUACCGCCUGGCCAAACUCCUCCUCCACGCUAUCCGCUGGGUCAUCACGCUGUCGCUUGGCUUCGGCGGCUGGGUCAGCACCGCGCGCAUGCUGCAGCUUGGGGGGGAGACGGUGCCGUAUAAGGGGAGUUUGUACGCGUAUGUUGUUGGGCUGAUCAGUGCGGCGAUUGGGUGGGGUGCGCUGGGCGCUAUGGAGGGUGUACUGGGGGGCAUUCUUGAUGCUGUGUUGGUUUGCUGGGGGAGUGAGGCGGGGAGGGAUGGCGAGGGUGAGGCCAGGUAUUGUGUUGAUGCUGGGAGGCUGUUUGGGAAUGAGGUCCCUGGGCUGGGGAGGGGGAGGUUCGAGGUCUGA
Dothidotthia symphoricarpi CBS 119687 is the source of this 2587-nucleotide messenger RNA. RefSeq lists its product as uncharacterized. The coding region runs from base 299 to 2587 and encodes 762 amino acids. Gene Ontology annotation, biological process: transmembrane transport. The transcript is spliced from 2 exons. The record is from RefSeq and is a predicted model, not a curated record. Gene Ontology annotation, molecular function: transmembrane transporter activity. Gene Ontology annotation, cellular component: plasma membrane. Lineage: Eukaryota; Fungi; Ascomycota; Dothideomycetes; Pleosporales; Dothidotthiaceae.